Messenger RNA from Necator americanus (New World hookworm), 264 nucleotides. RefSeq lists its product as uncharacterized. Bases 1 to 264 code for a protein of 87 amino acids. Lineage: Eukaryota; Metazoa; Nematoda; Chromadorea; Rhabditida; Ancylostomatidae. The record is from RefSeq and is a predicted model, not a curated record. The transcript has a single exon.
AUGUGGAGCUCUUCGAGACCUCGAACGGGAAUCAGGGUGGACGGACAACCAAUUGAACUCAUCGAUGAGUUCUGUCACGUGGGCUGUAUGCUGAAGAACAACGGCAAAUACGAAAAAGAUAUUCAACAAAGAUGCGCUAAGGCUAUUUCUAUGUUCAACUUCUUAACAAAAUGUCCGUGGUCUACCCCCAUCACCAACGAAGUCAAGCUGCGAGUCUACCUAUCUGCAAUUCGCCCAAUCAUGACGUACGGAUCGGAGACUUAG